AUAGCCCUAUUCAAUUUGUGAAAUUUUGCUCUCAUAUUUUAAUUGUUGUUUUGCAAAAAAAGUGUCUGCGAAGGGAUUUUCCCUUUUGUUCAAUAUCUCCAGUUUCGACCUUCACUCAAUUCGAUGAAUCGGCUGGAGACGAACAGUGCUGUUAUAUGGGAAUUUUAUACUGUGGUUCCUCACGACUUUGGUUUCAAAAGAACAAUUAUGGAGUUGGAGCAUGGAAAUGAUUAUGUCGUUCAAGAUACACUAAGUGAUUCUUCGAUCUCACCGGAAAAAAAAAAGUUACUAAACACACAGAAUGUCCGACGUGACAAAGGUAUACUAUCAACAAUACGUAACUCUGGGUGUAAUAGACAUGAUGAUCUUCCAUAUCUUCUUUGUUUUGACCUACGCAAAGAGUUGAUGUUCAUUAUCGACAAUUCAGUUAAGCUUAAUCAUCAUCCUGUUGGAUCCAACUACAACCUCUUGUGUGAUGUUUUUGUAAGGUUCGAACCUAAAACAAUAUACAUUUUUAUAUGAUAUGA
Salvia miltiorrhiza (redroot sage) is the source of this 527-nucleotide messenger RNA. RefSeq lists its product as uncharacterized. The record is from RefSeq and is a predicted model, not a curated record. Lineage: Eukaryota; Viridiplantae; Streptophyta; Magnoliopsida; Lamiales; Lamiaceae. The transcript has 5 exons. The coding region runs from base 124 to 522 and encodes 132 amino acids.